Eruca vesicaria subsp. sativa (arugula) is the source of this 1109-nucleotide messenger RNA. The record is from the annotation of a GenBank genome assembly. NCBI's taxonomy places the organism in Eukaryota, Viridiplantae, Streptophyta, Magnoliopsida, Brassicales, Brassicaceae.
UGAAAAGAUACUCUCCAAGACAAGAACAAAACUAAUAUAUCCAAAAACGCUAUGGAGCGAAAUCAAAUCAGCGAUGCGAACUCAGGCGCAAGAAGUAGCCGGAACGAUGCGGCGCGUUUCGAUACAUUGCCGGAAGAUUGCAUAUCAAUAGUGGUUUCCCAUACAUCACCACGAGACGCUUGCGUUAUGGCUUCGGUUUCGAAAACGGUCAAGUCAGCAGCUGAAUCUGAUUUGGUUUGGGAGAAGUUUCUUCCGCCGGAGCACUCUUCUCUUGUUUCUCCGUGGAUGAGAUUCUCGUCAAAGAAGAAGAUGUAUAUGUAUAUCGCUAAUGAUUCAUUUCUGUUCGACGGCGGCAAAAAGAGGUUUUGGUUGGAAAAAGGGAGUGGGAAGAUGUGUUGCGUGUUAUCUGCAAUGGAUUUGACGAUCGCAUGGAGUGAUUGGCCUGAUUGUUGGCAAUGGAAGAAAGAUCCUGAAUCUAAGUUUAAGGAGGUAGCAGAACUUCGUGAGGUGUUUUGGUUCGAGAUUCGGGGAAAGAUAGGUUGCGAAAUGUUGUCCAAGGGGACACAUUACACUGUCUACUUAGUGUUCAAGAGAGCGGGUGAUGGAUCAUACGGGUUUGAUAACAAGCCCAUGGAUGCUCAAGUCGGGUUUGUGGGGAAAGAUGCUACCAAAACGUUAGUGUUACUCGAACCAAGACGGGAUGGUUAUCUUUACGUGAGUGAUUCGCUGAAAACGGUGCUUAUAGAGGUUAGGGCAGAGCCCAAGGAGAGAGGAGAUGGGUGGAGUGAAGUGAAGCUUGGGAAUUUUUACAUCAACGAUGGUGGUUGUGAUGAUAAUGAUGAGAUUGAGUUUUCUAUUAUGGAGGCUUCGAAAAGAAAAGGUGGUUUGAUUUUCCAGGGAAUCGAGAUUAGGCCUAAGACUGAAGAAAUGGUGAUAGCUAAGUGAUCAAUAGAGUUUAAAGCUUUUUUUUUGUAUUGGCUGCUACUGCUACAGUUUGGAGUGUUUGAUAUGCAAACUAAGAAGUUUUAGAAUUAUUUAUCUUGUGUACCAAUGUUUGAACGUCAACAACUUAAUCUCAUAAAAAGAGAACUAAUAUAUGUUCAAGCUCC